Pygocentrus nattereri (red-bellied piranha) is the source of this 11304-nucleotide messenger RNA. RefSeq names its product myomegalin-like. The record is from RefSeq and is a predicted model, not a curated record. The coding region runs from base 1266 to 8558 and encodes 2430 amino acids. Gene Ontology annotation, cellular component: microtubule organizing center; nucleus. Gene Ontology annotation, molecular function: zinc ion binding. NCBI's taxonomy places the organism in Eukaryota, Metazoa, Chordata, Actinopteri, Characiformes, Serrasalmidae. The transcript is spliced from 41 exons.
CCUCGUUGGCAGCCUCGACGACCACGGGUAACAUCAUUGCUAUCAUAGAGCUUUGCGGAUCUUUAUUUGGCGUUAGUGCUUAAAAAUGACGCGAAAUCCUGGCGGCUGCUUUUAAAUCGCUUUGUACGGUGUGGGGGAGCCAAAGAAAGAGAAAAGCGAGCUCUGGGAGUGUACACCGUGUCCUUUUCUCCUCCGUUCAGCCGGAGGACUAACGUUAGUACCUGCCAUGAACCUGACAGGGCAGUCCGUCUGUCGCAUGUCGGAGGAUGAAGCAACCUUACAUGGAGGUGAGGAGGAAGAAAAGACGGGGGUUUUUAGCGAGAAAACGGGGGCAGGAGCGACCAAAACGACUUCAUUUUCAUUCAGCUCGCAUCAGGAUUUUCAUUAGGAAACCGAAACAGCCUCUUCACGCUUUUCCGUCACGAAGCCUCUCGCUCGCUGCCUUACGGAACCGUGCCGUCUGACUGAGGCAGCCUUUCUUUUCUUCAUUUUCUGCAUGGUGAAGGCUGAAGACUCUUUGUAGUGCCUGUGUCUGUCUGGCUAACACAACGGGGGUUUAUUUCUCAUAGAAAACUCCCCCCGCCUGCUGCUACCCUCAGCUCGCCCCCCAAAGUCGUUCUCUGUGGAGAUGUCACCGUCCAUGAAGAGAAAGCAAUAUACAGCUAUAUUUAGCAUAUAUUCUCUAUUUAUGUAUACUAAAUUAUUUUUCUAUCAUAAAUGUUCAGUUCUAAACUUAUUCCAUCUGAUGAGAGACAAUUUAGUGCUGAUGGUGAAGAUGAUCCGAGAAGAUAAGUAUUUUUAUUAGCUUUUAACAGAAACUGAGAACCAAUGGAUGAAGAGCCACAGACCGCUGCUUAGGCCUGGCCUGAAUACACCAUUCUUCAUUCAGCUUUGGAGCUUUUAAAGCCCCCAAAUCCAAGGAUACUAAUUUUUUAUCACAGUUAUUUGAUGAGCAGCAAUGAAUCUUCGAUGGAGAAAAUUAACAAGGAAGCAAAGUAUUUUUUUACUUAGGAGAAGGCUUUAACAGAGUGAGCAAUACUGGAUGUGGUCACAGGCGUGGUUUGAAUUUGCUGUUCAUCAUUCUGCUUUGGUAAUAGUUCACAGUUUGUUACAUUUUACGACCGACAAGUGUGCUUUGGUGUGAUGAGCACAUAAGCAAAGUUUUGUUUUUCCUUAAGGAGCUUUGAACAGAGACUCACUAUUCCCAUAGGCCUGGACCGAGUUUAAAAGUCAUCAUUCAGUUUAGGAAUAUUUUUAAUCCCAAGAUGAAGGACCUGUGUCGGAUCUGCGGCCGCGAGCUGUGCGGCAACCAGCGCCGCUGGCUCUUCCACCCAGCCACCAGGCUGCAGGUGCUGCUGUCCCAUGCACUGGGGUGGGAGCUGCGGCGGGACGGACGUGGUGAGUUCGCCUGUGGCAAGUGCGUCUUCAUGCUGGAGCGCAUGUACCGCUUUGACACAGUCAUCGCCCGUGUGGAGGCCUUGUCCGUGGAGCGCCUGCAGAGGCUGCUGCUGGAGAAAGAGCGGUUGCGGCAGUGCAUCGGCGGAAUGUACCGGAAACACAACGACGAGGCCGCUUCUGCGGUACUGGAGAAAGACUGUACAGUGGACAUGUCAGGCCUUCAUUAUGCCAAAUACUGCGCCCUACUCCAGGAAGACCUGAUGUAUUCGAUGUACGAGUCAUGGGCAGAGGAUGAAGAGCAGACACUAGAGUGCGGCCACAGCCCCCAGUGCCAGGGUUUAGAGGCCAGGAGAAGGUGCAGGGGCUGCAGCGCACUACGAGUGGCCGAUUCGGACUACGAGGCUGUCUGCAAGGUGCCUAGGAAGUUGGCAAGGAGCAUUUCCUGUGGCCCAUCCACUCGCUAUUCAGCUAGUGUAGGUGGCAGCGUGUGUGGAGAGGAGCCAACUACAACCACUACUGUUGCCACAACAACCACCACAUCAGCCACCCUAGUGCCGGAUGGUCAGCCCAGGGCUUCUUCAGACAGUGACAGGACAGUAGGAGGGAAGGCAAGCUCCAGCAAUUCAGUGGAGUCUCUAACCAUGACCCUGGAUGCAGCUGGAGAAAUGGAAAAAGAUGGCAAAGAAGAGCAGAAUUCGGACACUCUUUCAGAGGAACACUCUGGCCCUCACCCUGACACCACAGGCCCUGCUGGUAAACUGGCUCUAGCACUCUGCUUGGUUCAGAACUUCACUUACAAACCAGUACGAAUUCCUCGUGGGAGUAAACUUCCUGUUCUGGUCAAGACUGGGUCUCUGGAUGCAGGAGCUAAGCUGGCCAGCCCUGAGCAGGCCCUGAGGAACACCUUUGAUGGAGCAUACUGUGAGCUAGAAGCACCAGAGCUUCCGAGGAUACAGCUGGACCCGGGGCUGGAGCUGGCUGAGCUGGAGGAGAUGUGGGACGACGCGUACGUGGAGUACAUGCCCUUCCGCCUCCAGAAGGUUCCGAAGGAGAGUCUGAUAGAAGAGCAGCAGUCCCAGCUGAAUCAGUAUGAAUCUGCUGCCGGACAGUGUGUGAGUGAACUACAAAAGGCUCAGCUGCAGGUGCAAUCUCUCCAGAAUAAGAUCCAGGAGAGCGAAGUCAGCAACAAGAAGCUGCAGGGGAGGCUGAGUGAAAUGGAGACUGAGCUACGUUCCAUCAGACAAGCAGCUCAGAGUCAGGAGAGGACCAUCCAGAGCCUCACUGAAAGCCUCACUACUAAAGAGACAGAGGCACAAGAGCUAUAUCAAGUUAUAGAAGGACAGAACACCACUAUGUGUAAGCUCAGAGAGAUGGCCCAUCACAAUCAGCUCCAGCACACACAGACCAUAGAUGGGGCUGAAGCAGGUUCUGUAGCCCAGCUGCAAGGGGAUAUAGUGGGGCUGCAGAGUUCUCUGUUCUGCUCUCAGCUGCAGCUAGAGGCCAGCCAGCGUGCUCAUAGGCAGAGCCAGAGAGUAGCAGAGGACCUGGAGCACGCACGCCUCCGCCUGUGCAGUGACCUGGAGGCAGCGCUGCAACACAGAGAGACCACUGAAAAACACAACCAGGAUCUGCGCAGCACAGUGCAGCAGUUGCGUUCAGAGCAGCAGGUGAAGGAGGCUCAACUGAAGGAAGGUGAAUGCGACAAGCACUCUGAGGUUGCAGCUCGUGACAAAACCAUCUCACAACUCCAGCUUUCACUGAGAGAGAAGGAGAAACUGCUGCAGGAGUAUUCUGAGCUGCUGGAUCAGCCAGCUGAUCCUAGCCGACCCCAGGAUGUCCUACUGGACAAACUAAAGCGCCGCAUACGUGACCGGGACAAAGCUUUGGAGCGUGCUAUUGAUGAGAAGUUCCACUGUCUGGAAGAAAAAGAGAGUGAAGUCCGCAGACUGCAGUUAGCACUUCGGGAGAAAGAGAGGGACCUGGAGAGACUGCGCUGCAUUCUGUCUAACAACGAAGAGACUCUAACGAGUCUGGAUGCCCUGGUGCGUGGUAAGGAGCUGGAGCUGGAGCAGACUCAGGAGGCAUGUCGGAAGCUGCAGUGGCUCAAACAGCAGUGUGAUGAAAAACACACAGCCGCUCUCCGUGAGAGAGACAACAUCAUCACACAACUACACAGCACGCUUCACACGCGCAGCAAAGAGACAGAGGACCUGACCGCAGCGUUGAUGGCUAAAGUCAUCCCGGGCCCUAAUGAAGUGGUGGAGGAGCUGAGGUCACGUCUGGCUUUGAAGGAACGGCUGUUCCAGGAGCUGCUGUCUGACCGUAGCAGGCAGACACAGGAGCACCACAUACAGGUGCAGGGCCUGCUGAACACCAUCAGCUCCAGAGACCAGUACAUCAAGGAGAAUGGUGAGAGGUUGAGGCAGGUGAUAGCUGAGCGAACCUGUCAGCUGCAGGAAUUGCACAGGCAGCUGUCCUCCCAGGAACGAGAAUUGAGUGAGCUAUCACGAGAAAGGGAGAGGGAGAGAGAGAGGGGAGCACCACUGGCCACAGAGAUGGAGAGACUGCAGAGUUUACUGAGAGAGAAAGAGAGUCUUAUACAGGAUCUGAUGCAGGGUCAGGAAGAGGCUAUGGCGACCUCUAGACCAGCAGGGGGCAUGCAGGGCCUGGAAGAUAGCAGCUCAGAGUUGGAGAUACAAGCUCUUAAAGAGGAGCUUCAGAUUGCUCUGAGGAAGCAGAGAGAGGCAGAGCGGGAGCUUUCAGAGUUGAGGUCUGCUCUGGCCAAACAUCAUGAAGACCGCACUAGCUCGGACCAAGAGAAUGCUCUGGUGCAGCUGGUUUUGGAGUACCAGCAGCUGAACCAGGCUCUGAGAGCUGAGAAGAAAGUGUAUCAGAACCUGAGCUACAUCCAGACUCGAGGAGACAGCAGCGCGGACAAGACACGGGCCUUACACACAGAACUGGACACGGUUCAAGCUCUGCGGGGUCAGCUGGAAGAGGUCCUGAGCAGGACCCGAGACACAGCUCUGGCACUGGACAGGGCAGCUAAGGCCCAAGCCGAAUAUGGAGACUACAGCACGGACGAGACUGAGGACGACGAUGAUGAAGACGCUGGCAGUAGCAGUGAGGAAUUCACAGACAGCAUAGAGGAUGACGAUGUGAAACUGACCGCUGAAAGUCUGGCUAAAACACAGAAUGCUGCGAUGUCUGGAGGUCCAGUGAGCAGGGGUCUGUCCCAGGGGGCCAUGGUCGGAGGACAGGAGAAUGAGAUGGAACCAAAAAAGAAAGGAGACAGAGAGAUGGGAGAGGGGAAAAGCCAGCUCAGCCAGGCAGGCUCCACCACACUCUGUCAGAACAGCCUGCAGGAGACAAAUGGUGAGCUACAGCAGAGUGGGAUUGGAUCAGGAUCUGGACUGGAAUCUGGAUCCGGUCCGAGAACAGAGAGAGAGGAAUGCAGGAGGUGCAGAAGGUGGGAGCAAAGUGAUGCAGACAGACUGAACCUUCAUAGCCAGGCCCACACACUUGGAGAGGAAGAGGAGGAUGAGUACGAGGAUGAGGAUGAAGAGGGAGAUGAAGAGGAUGUGCGGGCCCCUCAGAGAAAGCGUGGACCACCAGCUGUGACACUGAGAGAAGGAAUGAGAAAGAGGAAGUGUAUGAGACCGCACUCUCUGGACCUCGGAGCACUGCUGGCCCACAAUAGACCACAGGACCCAGCUAUGGAGAGGGAGGUAGAGGGGGAGAGUGGAGGUUCCAGUUCCACAGGCGGUGGAGGUUCUGCAGGGUUCUGGCAACACGUGGAGGCAGGACUUCGUGAGCAGGCAGAGCGUCUCCGUAGCGACCUGGCGCUCAGCCGACAGGAAAGCAGAGAGCUACGGGAGAGACUGAUGGUGUCUGAGGCUACUGUACACGCACAGGCUGAACAACUAAAAGACUACAGAGAACUACUGACUGAGAGUGCUGUGCAGCAGGAUAGUAAGCAAGUGCAGGUGGAUCUGCAGGAUCUGGGCUACGAGACUAGCGGACGCAGUGAAAAUGAAGCUGAGAGAGAGGAAACUAGCAGCCCUGAGUUUGAUGAUCUGGAGAUGUGCACCUCCCUCUCCCGGCAGCCCUAUGUCGGUGGCGGGAAGUCAUGGGGUUGGCAUGGUGACAGCGGUGGUUCCCAGUUGGAUGACCCAUCCUCUCUGCACUGUCUGGUGCAGGACUUGCGUGCGCAGCUCUCUCGCUGCCACAAAGUGAUCCGGGGACUGCAGCUGCGCGUCCGCUCGCUCUCUGCAACUUCUGACUACGCUUCCAGCCUCGAACGCACGCCACGCAAGGUGAACUGGGCGUUCCAGGCAUCCCCAGCUCACAGUGCGGUGGAGGAGGAUGAAGGCUGGCAGUCGGAUGGGCCGGUGAUGGGCCCUUUGCGAUCAAGAAAGGAGCUACAGGAGCUGGUGUCACGUGUGGCCUCACUGGAGAACCAAAUCCGCAGCAGCAGUCUGGAGGGGAAAGGAGGAGCAGAAGAUGGAAAGAACGCAACGUGGCCUGGGAAGUACAACACACUGAUCCAGGCUCAGGCUCGGGAGCUGUCUCAUCUUCGGCAGAGGAUGCGUGAGGGGCGGGGCAUCUGCCACAUCCUCACACAACACCUGGGUGACACCACCAAAGCCUUUGAGGAGCUUCUUCGUGCCAAUGACAUUGAUUAUUACAUGGGCCAGAGUUUCAGAGAACAGCUCUCUCAGAGCUCCUCUCUUGCACAGAGGAUCAGCAUAAAGAUCAGCGGCCGAGAUCGGUCAGAGCUGCAGGAUGACAAAAUGGGCCAUGAGCUGUUAGCUUUAAGGUUAAGUAAGGAGCUCCAGCAGAAGGACAAGAUCAUUGAGUCUCUCCACACAAAGCUGCAGCAGCGCCCUGAAACACCCUCCAGCAGCCACGCCCCCUCAGAGACAACAGACCAAUCGGACCGCACAUCCUUUGUGUCAGAUGAGAGGGGCUCAACAAAUGAGGAUCUGGAGUUGUGUUCCGAUGUGGAUGCUGUCAGCGAAUAUGCCCAGGAAACAGCUCCCACAUCUAACAAUGCAGCCUACCCUUCAGUCAUCCCUGCCCCUCGUUGUAUUCAGUCCCCUUUUGCCCUGUACAGGCACGAGGAGAGUAAGACAGGUGUUUAUUCUGGACCUUUGUCCAGCUCAUUGCCCCUGAGUCAGACCCACCACUGGUCCAACUCCUCAAAUAGUUUAACUUUUGACCCACUGCCCUUUCCUGGCUCUGACCCCAGGCUGAUGUCCCAGGCACGGCCUCAGCAGGGCCUGCAUAGGCCCCCAGUUCGAAGUUUUAGUUUACCUCAUUCACUGAGCAGCUACCCGCUGAUGGGCCCCACAGCACUUGAUUCCUCCAGUUACACCCAGCUAUCUCAUCAUUCCCUUCACCAGCCUCAGAAAACCGAAAGCAGCCUGGUGGGAAGUAGUGCACUGUGGGGCACAGAAAACAUGGUUCAGCCAAUCAGAGGCUUCCCUGGAGUCCCCGGCUACUCUUCAGGAAACAGUCAAUCAGGUGUGGACCUGAUAGAGGAGCACCUGUGCGAGAUUCGCACUCUGCGCCAGCGACUAGAGGACUCAAUCAGGACCAAUGAAAGGCUGAGACAGCAGCUGGAGGGCCGUCUGGCCACAACUGCCAGAGAUACAGUAGCACCCACUAACAUCUACAUCCAAGGCCUGGACACAGUCACACAGCUGUCCAAUGAAAUUCGAGUGUUAAAGGAGGAAAAUAUGAGUCUACAGUCCAGACUGCAGGCCAGCAGAGACAGCAGCAAGGAGAUGGAGCAAUUGCGGGAGGCGGUGCUGUCUGGGCGUGCUCGGCUGAAGCAGGCGGAGUUAGAGGCGGAGCAGUGGAAGGAGGAGCUAAGGAGGCUGCAAGCACACAGCUGUGAGCAGAGUCAGCAGAUUCAACAACUUCGGCAGGAGAGACAGAGUAACCAGGAGCACAGCAACAGGUUGCAGCAUGAGGUGAGUCUUCUCCAGCAGCAGCUGUCAGAGAGCAGGCAGCUAUUGCAUUCACUGCAGUGUGAGCUCCAGCUGUAUGAUCGAGUGUGUGCUGGAAACAAGAGCAGCCCAGCAGGUUACCUCUCUGAGAUAUUGUACCCUUCCGCUCCUGCUGGGGGGGAGCUGGGGGAGUUGUUGGUCGAGGUGCGGGCUCUAAGGGGGCAGAUGGAGCGCAGUGUGCAGGAGAACGGUGCAUUGAGAGUACAGCUGCAGAAACAGCUGGAGCAGCAGCUGUCCUCAGCCACUCUGGAGACCAGACCUUCAUCCCUCAUCCCGGCCAGCCCACUGCGGGAUGCUUUCUACAGACGGCAGCUACUGCAUGACCCUUCUCCCUCUCCUCCAGUGAGGGAUGUUGGUCCGUUCCCUGCCGGCCCCCCGUAUUCUCCUUACUCUGAGCUUGAGGAAAGCUCUCUCACAGCCAACGACUCUCUGGAGCCUCAUGCAGAGCUGGAGGGAGAGGCUCCCGACGGCUCGUUUGCUAACCGGAACGGUCGUCAUGCGAUCGGUCAUGUGGAUGACUUCAGUGCUCUGCAGCAGCAGGUUCUGGAGGGCAGGGGUCUGGUGCAGAGGAUGGAGGCCACACUGCAAACCUGCCUCAACAGUGCACUACUGGAGGUCAACGCUGGAAAGGCCCUGGAUUAUGCCAGCGUUAGGACUCUGUUAGCUAACACAAAGACUCUGAGGCAGAUUUUAGAGGAGGCAGCCUCUCUGCUGAAGAUGUUCUGGAGGGCAGCAUUGCCCAGCACUGAUGGCCCUGCCCACCUCCUCCAGAAGGAGCAAUCUAUGAAAGAGGAGAUCCAGUCUCUGCGUUUGAAGAUAGCGGAACAGGAGGAGGUUCUGCAGAACACCAUUCAAAGGCUGAGGAGCACCAGCCGCACUAAAGAGAGCAUGGAGACUUUCAUCGUCAGCCAGCUGUCCAGGACUCGAGACGUGCUGAAAAAAGCCAGAGCCAAUCUUGAGAAGAACGAGCUCAGGAUUUCCUCUUUAAGCUGCUCCUCUUCCUCCCUUUGCCAUGGUAAAGUCCUCAAAGGUGCCUACCCAGGGUCUUCUGAUUGGGGUGGCGUGACCCCCGAAAUCGCCAUGGAAACAGCCAGUCCGCGGCUCCCUAAAAAGCGGGGCAGGGAGUGCCUUCUGCAAGCGGUCUGAACCAGCCAAGACAAACAACACCUCUCCAACACCCUGCCUUAUCCUAAUAACCUCUGUUCUUUUCUGCUCUCUACUGUUCUCUUCCUUUCCUUUCUUCUCUUCCCCUGUCCUAUCCUCUCAUCUUCUCUUUUCUUCUCCUACCUCCUGCUUUCCUUUCCUUUGAUUAAAAAAAAGACUCUUAUCAAACUGUACUUUUGCCUUGUGGAACAGAAGAAGCCUCUGAACGGAUGUUGCAGUGUGCGUCCUGGUUGCCAUAGAAUGUGUUCCUCGCCAUGGCAACCUGCGGGCGGUUCAGAAGUGUAGUUGCAUGUUAGUUCAGCAUUUGUGAGACACGUUACUAAUACACAUGACACAUACAGAACCAAUGUCUUCUUUAAAAAAAAAACAAACAAAAAAAACAACUGCUGCCAAAGGAAAGAAAUUGGAAGGUGGCCGUUACUGGUGGAGAUUUCAUUUAUGCAGCUGAACAUACUGCCGGCGAAUCCCCUUGAGAAACUCAGGGAUUUUAGGCAAAGAAACACUACAAAGCCACACCUUAUUUGAGAGCCUUUUGGCUCCUUAAGCACUGAACAAAUCAAAGCCUAUGUUAAAGGCUCAAUCAGCAACUGACAUGUCUAUGCUCCGCCCACAAAUGUGUUCUUUAAAAGCUUUGCAGAACAUUAGUAGAAAUGCCAUUCAGCUGAAAGAGUUUAGUUUGAUUUGCUACAUACAGUUGUGUCUGUCCUGCUACCAAGGUGGACUGUGCUGUCAUAGCUAAACAUCCAGGCAGGUUGGAAACAAUCAAUUUGCCACCAUGCUAUAAUUAGCCAAAGUAUACAACAAAAAAUUACACUGAUGUUGAUUAACAUCAUUGACGCUCUCAAAAUGUUUAUAUUUUUGAGCUGUUUCAUUAUGCUGGAGUUUUCCUGUCCAGUCUAGCAAAGGUUGCUGCAAAACAAUGCAUUUGUAGGCGGAGCAUGGAUAUGCCAAUAGACAAAAGCAUGCCACGGCUAGCUCCGAGUUUACUAACAAAGAGCAUGGUGGACGAAAAAGGCGUUACAGUUUAGUGAAUUUAGCACUGACUUAGUAUUGUCUGAAAAUUGCCAGCGGGGGCAGUUGUUGACCGUCUUUUGGAGAGAUUCCCAUGAGCAUGUGCAAUAAAGACAUUGGUCACUGAAUGCAGUUGCGCCAGCUUUCACCCACACUGGAUUUGAGUAUGUAUUGUAUAAAGCUAAAAGACCGUCAGUGCAAUAUUACGAGUAUUAAUCACUAUUAUCAUUCUUUAAUACUACUGAUGAUAUUCUGGGACAGUAUUUUGCAUGGUGGAGGUAAAGAAAAGGAAAAAUAGCACCUUUUGUGUUGUGUUGUAAGGUGAGGUUCACCAAUACUUGCCAAAGUUUGAACUCCUAGUGUCCCUUUGGUUUUACCUUAUCUGUGCCAUUGAUUGAGGGGAUCUGAUUUUUGUCUAAAAUGGUCAGCAUGAAUCCUCAAAUAGUGCCAUUUAAACAUCUUGGUUGAACUCUUAAGCAAUCAUGACGUUGUCAUGACAUUUUAGGAAAGUCUCAGAGAUGAGCUAAAGAUGUCAAGUGAAAAUACUGGAUCAGAUUUCUUUUUAAAUGUGUAAGCAUUUAAAUUGAUUGUAUAUGAAUUAGGUGACAGGACCAAACUAUAUUGUGGUUUUUGAUGCAUUUGUUAGGUCAGAUGGCUCCAGAUGUUGAGUAAAAAAGUUGGAAAUGGGCAUUGAGUGGUUGAUCAUAUAGCAUUCUCCUCAUGAACUACACGUCAUUCUCCAUUUAUGCUGGAAUAGUGGUAACAAACUUUGGCAAGGACCUGGUGGGACCAAUAUUAGCCUGCUGAUGCCACAAUCAAGUAGCCAGGCACAGUUCAUUGUGUUCCUUAGCUGCUUGUAUGUUUCUGCUGUUUGCUUGAUUUUUAGCGCUGUAUAUAACUCGCUUUUUAUCACAGUAUCAUUAUUGUGUGGUUCACUAUGUUAAACACUUGCUAUAUAUGCAAAGGUUCAGUAUCUGGGUAGCUGUGCAAUAGCAAAAAAAAAAUUAAUCCUUCAUUUGGAACAAUUUUCUGCUGCAGUGUUCGGCUAUCUGAGACUGUCUGUUAGCCAGUAAAUGCUAAAGUGUAUGACACUUGGCUAAUUACAAUGCUAGUAAUGCUGGUUUACACAAAACCAGGAUAGAGAUGCCUUGCCCCAAGGUUUGUAAUGUAGUGUCUUUCAAAGCCCCUUACAAAGUUCUAGCCUUUGCUUGCCUUCAAGCCAGAUAACCAGUGUAAGUAGUUCUUUGCAGCAAAUCUUUAUGCUAGCCUGCUGCUUGUUGCUUGUCAUAGUAAAUACCAGCCGCUGGUCUGGCCUUGUUUGCACUCUGCACUAUUUGGUCCAUGAGUAAUUUUACUGAGAACAAAAAUAAAUGGGUAAAGCACUUCAAGUAGAAUAGGUGGGGUUUUCCCCAUUUCUGGCUUAUUUCACUAAUUGAAAUUUUGUGAAUCACCCAAGGACUUGUUAAAGGAAAGAUUUUGAAGAAUACCAAAGUCAAGCCAUUUGCAAAAGAGGAAAAGACAAGACAGUUUAGUGAGUGUAAGCAAUGCCCAUGUUUGAAGCGAUCAGUUGGACAAAUGCUGUAACCAGCCACAAAGAAAUGUAAAGAAUUGAUGGUUCCAAAAACUGUACGAUGUGUAUAUAAUGACUGAAGGCUGAUUUGUUGCAAUGGAUACUGGUGUUUGUGUGAUGCAAUAAAAAGUCACAGAUGCUUUGGGA